Cryphonectria parasitica EP155 is the source of this 1340-nucleotide messenger RNA. Its product is annotated as alpha/beta-hydrolase. The transcript has 2 exons. The record is from RefSeq and is a predicted model, not a curated record. Bases 1 to 1077 code for a protein of 358 amino acids. Lineage: Eukaryota; Fungi; Ascomycota; Sordariomycetes; Diaporthales; Cryphonectriaceae.
AUGGCCAAUACUCGCGAGAUGUUUUAUGUUGGCGGCAGAUAUGUUCAUCAUGGAGCUCGUGGUCAACUCAUGCAGGGGCAGAUGUAUGUCGAGCAUCUCAAGCCCUUGUCAGGAACUGGGCAACAACAAGAACAACCAUAUCCAGUAGUCUUCAUCCAUGGUGGCACGCGGACCGGUGCGGACUGGCUCACCAAGCCUGAUGGCAAUCCGGGCUGGGCUGACUACUUCCUCUCUCGCGGCUACGAGAUCUAUCUCGUGGACGUCCCUUACCGCGGGCGGAGCCCCUGGAACCCCAGCGUCGAGGACGUCAUCACUUUCGCGGCCGAAACAAUACAGGAGAGGUUCACUGCGUGCGCCCAACACGGCACAUGGCCCCAGGCCAAACUGCACACUCAGUGGCCCGGCUCGGGCCUCCAGGGCGACCCGGUCUUCGACCGCUUCUUCGCCUCGGGCGUCCAGAUGAUACGCAGCCAGGAGAAGCAGGAACUGGCCUCGCAGGCCGCCCUCGCCGAGCUGCUGGACCGUAUCGGGAGGCCGGUGCUCUUCCUGUCGCACUCGAACGGCGGCGGUACGCCGUACCUGGUGGCGGACGUCCGGCCUCGGCUGGUCAAGCUGAUUGUCUCUGUCGAGCCAAAAGGCCCGCCGUUUGGAGGCAUCGGGAUGCUGCCGGGUGCGGGGAGCCAGUAUGGUGUGUGCCAGACACCUAUCACAUAUGAGCCACCGGUGGUGGAUCCCAAGAAGGAUUUGGUCAAGAUAACCAGAAGUGCUGCAUCUCCGGCCCUGCGUGACGCGAUACUGCAGGCCGACUCUCCGCCCCCUCGAAAACUGGUCAACUUGACACACAUUCCGGUGCUUGUGGUCACGGGGCAGGCCUCCUACCAUGCUGAGUACGACUGGUGCACUGUGGAGUAUCUGCGGCAGGCUGGCGUGGAGACCGAGCAUCUCCAGCUGGCGGAACGAGGCAUUCUGGGGAAUGGUCAUAUGAUGUUUAUGGAGAAGAACAGUGAUGAAAUCGCGUCGGAGAUAGACAGGUGGAUUGCGCAGACACUGGUCAGGCUCUCAGUUGACAAGACCUGAUAUCACCAGCCCUGCCAAAAUGCUGUGGGCAGGGGAUCUUGGCUUGGAUCCGUGCAUGAAAGGCCAAGUUUUGGCUGCAAGCCUGUCACACCAACAUAGACUUAUGAAGCUGAUCGCCUUCUGUCAUCAUUCUCAAUAGGGAUGUUGUAUGACUGGCUCAGAUGAUUUUGUAUAUAACGGCACGAAAAUCGGCGGGAACCUCAAGAAAAGCUGCCCGGCUAGCUCAAUCGGUAGAGCGUGAGACUCUUACAGAGUUUCCGAUU